AUGGUGACGGGUUGCAAAUUGCGAUUGGCGCUGAAGAAUCUCCAGAGCUCGCUGGAACAUCCGAUUGUCGCGCUGUCGCUGCAACUUGCGCGGGCUUCCAGAUUCCGCCACCGUCGUAGAUUCGCUGCGAGAGCUACCAUGAGGCUUAAACUGUACAUCGAUCGGUCGGCGCGAUUGAUAACAAGCGCCACCGCAACCAAAGCUGCGAGCUGUGAGAGCAGGCAUAAACUCGCCAGUUGCCCGCAAACAGUGGCGACUCUGAAUCGCCAAAAGGUGGGACCAGUGUUGGCCCGCCGAUGUCCACGCGCACGCAAGUCAGGCAGACGCAUCGAGCUUCGUCGGAGUCAGCUGGACACCCGGACCUGCUCGGCCAGCAGCAUGUACAGUCGGUGGCACGGCCAAAGAUCCAUUUGA
Molecule: messenger RNA, 414 nt
Organism: Phytophthora infestans T30-4
Lineage: Eukaryota; Oomycota; Peronosporomycetes; Peronosporales; Peronosporaceae
Exons: 2
Coding region: 1-414 (137 amino acids)
Source: RefSeq, a predicted model, not a curated record